Messenger RNA from Rattus rattus (black rat), 414 nucleotides. Its product is annotated as glyceraldehyde-3-phosphate dehydrogenase-like. The record is from RefSeq and is a predicted model, not a curated record. Gene Ontology annotation, molecular function: oxidoreductase activity, acting on the aldehyde or oxo group of donors, NAD or NADP as acceptor. The transcript is spliced from 2 exons. The annotation marks the transcript as partial. Lineage: Eukaryota; Metazoa; Chordata; Mammalia; Rodentia; Muridae.
GCUCACUGGCAUGGCCUUCCGUGUUCCUACCCCCAAUGUAUCCGUUGUGGAUCUGACCUGCCGCCUGGAGAAACCUGUACGUAUGGGGAGAGCUGGGUUUGUUUUGUCUAUGAUGUGGUGACUUGGGGCAAGAGCAGUCAUCUUUGGUUUUGCCCUUACAAGGCCAAGUAUGAUGACAUCAAGAAGGUGGUGAAGCAGGCGGCCGAGGGCCCACUAAAGGGCAUCCUGGGCUACACUGAGGACCAGGUUGUCUCCUGCGACUUCAACAGCAACUCCCACUCUUCCACCUUUGAUGCUGGGGCUGGCAUUGCUCUCAACGACAACUUUGUGAAGCUCAUCUCCUGGUAUGACAAUGAAUAUGGCUACAGCAACAGGGUGGUGGACCUCAUGGCCUACAUGGCCUCCAAGGAGUAA